Aspergillus wentii DTO 134E9 is the source of this 1822-nucleotide messenger RNA. Its product is annotated as ferrochelatase HEM15. Lineage: Eukaryota; Fungi; Ascomycota; Eurotiomycetes; Eurotiales; Aspergillaceae. Gene Ontology annotation, molecular function: protoporphyrin ferrochelatase activity. The transcript is spliced from 3 exons. Gene Ontology annotation, biological process: heme biosynthetic process. The coding region runs from base 179 to 1462 and encodes 427 amino acids. The record is from RefSeq and is a predicted model, not a curated record.
GUUCUGGACGCUUGUUCUCGGCCAGAUUCCCUUGCUUACUUUAACACGCUGUUCACCCUCGCUACGGAGUCGGUUGGAUUUUAUUAACCAUAUAUUCUCUUCAAUCUGGAACAUUUCUGAAUAUCUGCUGUCUUUCAAUUGAGUUCUGAAAAAAGUUGGGCGACACACCUGGCUCACCAUGGCUCUCCGCCGUCCCUUCAUCCUUCCCCAACAAGUAUUGAGAGGGGCUUCUUCUGGUAUCCGACCGGUCGCUCGCAGCUUUUUGGGAUAUUAUAGAGAUCAAACACGGGGUCUUGCGACUGUCGUUCCCCCAGUCACUCAAGAUGCCACGGGGUCUAAGGGCCCUACUGCGAUGGUCUUCUUAAACAUGGGAGGACCAUCGACGACUGAUGAAGUCCAGGACUUUCUUAGCAGACUAUUUGCUGAUGGCGAUUUAAUUCCGCUGGGACGACUACAAUCAUACAUUGGCCCGCUCAUUGCCAAGAGAAGAACGCCCAAAAUCCAGAAACAAUACGCUGAUAUUGGUGGUGGUUCGCCGAUCAGAAAAUGGUCCGAAUACCAAUGCGAAGAGAUGUGCAAGGUUUUGGACAAGGUUUCUCCGGAGACUGCACCUCAUAAGCCUUAUGUUGCCUUUCGAUAUGCGGCACCGCUGACGGAGGAUAUGUACACAAGGCUGUUGGAAGAUGGGUUUGGAAACGGAAAAGGGGGUCGCGCAGUCGCGUUCACCCAGUAUCCACAGUACUCUUGCUCGACAACGGGUAGCUCGCUCAACGAGUUGUGGAAAUGGAGGAACCGAUUGGAGGGCAAACGUGCGAACGGCAGCUUGGAUGCUCCAGGCACAGUGCAGUGGAGUGUCAUCGACCGGUGGCCGACACACCCUGGUCUAGUCGAUGCUUUCGCGAAGAACAUUGAGGAUCAACUCAAGACAUAUCCCGAAGAAAAGAGAAGCGGAGUGGUGCUGCUUUUCUCGGCCCACAGCCUGCCCAUGAGCGUUGUGAAUCGAGGUGACCCUUACCCAGCUGAGGUCGCUGCAACUGUCCACGCAGUGAUGCAGAAAUUGAACUUCAGCAACCCCUACCGGCUGUGCUGGCAAUCCCAGGUUGGCCCCUCCGCCUGGCUCGGAGCCCAAACGAGUGAUACGGUUCAGGAGUAUGUCAAGCGUGGACAGACCGACAUCGUUCUUGUGCCCAUUGCGUUCACCAGCGACCACAUUGAGACCCUCUAUGAGCUUGAUCUCGAAGUGAUGGAGGAAGCAAACAGCCCUGGCGUCAAGCGGGCAGAAAGUUUGAACGGAAACCCAAUCUUUAUCGAAGCUCUUGCCGACAUUGCAAAGCAACAUUUGCAAAAGGGGGAUAAAUGCUCGUUGCAGAUGACGUUGCGCUGUCAAGGUUGCAAGAGCGAGAGAUGUUUGGAACAAAAGAAGUUCUUCGCGGGUGAACAGGCCUCCUCUCUGGUGGUCUAAGAGUGCCUACUCAAUAACUCUACUUUGCAUUUUCUUUGUUUUAGAUCUGGGCUUCGGCUGGGCGUUCACCAUAUAUGUACUAUUAACACGAUUUAUGUACUUGAUCAUUUCAGGAACCAAACCCAUGAAAAGAAUAUGUAUUGGAUGGGCAAGGGACAAUAAUAACCAUGUAAAUAAAUCUUAACUAGGGAAUGAGUCGACAUAAUCAUAUUUUGAUGCUGAUAAAAGCACGGCAGCAAGCAUGGAGUAGUUACUCGAAACACAGACGAUACCGGCUACUUUCCUAUACCUCGGCUUAUUUUUAUUUCGUUACUUCUUUUCUAGUCUUUCAAAUUGUGUGCACAGAGCAUCGGGGAAUUU